CCCUCUUGCUGUGAGGCAACAGUGCUAACAAAGCAUGCCGCAAAAACAAAAAACUUCCCCCAAAAAAACCUUUAGCAUCAGGCAGGACCACGCAGCAACCAUGACCUACGAUCCAGGCACAACCUGUAACAACUGGUGAACCAGGUCAUUGUGACUCAAAUGCACGACUCUGGAGACAGUUCGGGUAAAAUAACACAGUCCAUACUGGUCAAAAGGAAGGUUCAGUACACAGGAGGUAAAUCAGUGGAGGCAAACAAAUCCAUUAGUGAUGAGGCAGGGGCAGAGUCAACAGGCUAAAUAAAAAAAAAUUAAAAAACUGGGAAACAAAAGGCUGGACCACAAGGGACCCAAGGAGCUAUGACAAACUGGCACUAAGAGAAAACAAGACACACAAGGAACGUGAGAUGAGACACAGCCAUGAUCCAAGGGAACCUGCGAGACAGUGGAGAACAAAGGCUCAGUGGGAGAGGCCAAAUUAGUGACAUGCAGUAACAGGAUGCGAAUGCAAGCAAAUGAAGAAGUACCAACUUUUCAGAAUCUAUGUUUGAGAGAGAAAGGAGAAGUGGCUCAGUGUAGGUCCCCUAGCAGACCAGGGGCUGGUCCAAGGCAAGCCUGAGCCAGCCCCAACUAUAAGCUUUAUCAAAGAGGAAGGUCUGAGCUCUACUCUUUCACCCCCCGGACUGAAACGGGAAGAUGGUUCCACAGAAGAGCAGCCUGAUAGCUGAAGGCUUUGGCUCCCAUUCUACUUCUUUAGGAACCACAAGUACCCCUUUCUCUGAGCACAGUGAUCUUGUGGGAUAAUAGGGCACUUUGAGCUCUCUGAGAUAUGGGAGCAUGACCAUUUAGAGCUUUCUAAGUGAAGAAUUUAAAUUCCUUCAAUGGAAAAUAAAUAAUCCUACAUGUAAAUGCUCAAAUUAACUUAAAUUGAAAUAUCAUUUACAGUUGAACUAUUUCACACAUUUGAGGUUUUGCAUGUUUAAAUUCAGAAUAUUUUUACUGUUUUCAAAAUGUGAAAGAAGGUGACAUAUCACAUCCUCAAGAACUUCACACAGUCAAUGUUGAAAACAGCAGCUAAAUGCUGUGACUACAAGCCUCCAUUUUCCAGGAUGACGCUCAUUUCUUCACAGAGUCACAGUAACAAGGAAGAGGAAGAACAGCGGGAACAAGUGGAAAAGCUUCAGACUUGAGUCAGAUGAGCAGCAGCAGCUCUGCACUUUGAUGUUUUUCAUCUGAAGAUGUUCAGUUUGGUGAUCUUCUGUCACGUUUGGUUCCUGCACACAGAUCUGAUUGGCUGCAGUGAAAACUCCACAGGUACAGCAGUGAUCCAGUUUUCGGUCCCAGAAAAUCACCACAUCUGCCUACAGUGCAACGGCUCUGACCGAUCCGAUGUGGUCUGGACCCAUCAGGACAGGAAGGUCCUGGUUACCCGACAGGGCAGCUACGAGACCAAUGAGGACCGUAAGCGCUUCCUCUUGCUAUCUGAUGGCGGCCUCUGCCUCUUGCGGCUUGACGACUCAGACAGCGGGAAGUUUCGUUGUAACCAGCAGCUGGUGGCUCAGCUGGAGGUGCUAACAGGCCAUGACUUCAGAGUGUCUGCAGGCCGGACACUGCUGCUUCCCUGCAGUGGCUCCUCCAGACCCAAAAAGCGGUGGGAUCACCGGAGGGAAGGAAGAAAGUGGGCGACCAUCCUCACCCGGUUCAAAAACGGAACGGUGAAAGCAGUGAGGAGCAGGCUUAGCUUCGGGAACGAUGCCUUGCAAAUCCAGGACCUGCAGCCAGAGGACGCUGGAGAGUAUCAGUGCAACGGAGAGCAACAGGCCAGACUCACCGUCCUCACAGUGCAGCCGGAGCCGACAAGCAUCCAGCAAACCACCAGUAUGACUACAACACCUGCUGUCAUGGAAACAGAUGCAGUUGAAAAAAAGAAGGAGAAGAAGAGGCCUGAGAAUGCUCUGCUGUUGGUCGCUGUGGUCGGGUUGGGGUUAAUGAUCCUCCUCUUGGUUGCCGUCUGUGUUUUACUAACCAGCAUAAAGUGCAGGAAGAAGAAGAAGAAAUACAGAAGUACAGCUCAAAGGGAUGAAGACACAGAGCUGCAGCCGUGGAACACGUCCAACACACAAACUGAGCAUCAGGUUUAUGAGAAUCCGUCUCUGCCUGAGGAGACAAUCCAUUACGCCUCUCUGGGCCGACAGAACUGGAAGGAGAGACCCAGCAGGACUCCACCGGACCAGGACCAACAUGACGUCAUCUACUCUUCUGUCAUCACCAGGCCGGCCGCCAAACACAAACGCACUCGGCUGCAUCCUGUGGCAGCGCUCUAACAGUCAGCAGUGCAACGAAAUGUUACAUAUGAAACCACUGGAGGCUGUUUCUCAUCACAAAUGCACUUUCCUUCAGUAAUCAUAUGCUCAUGUGAUUAACACUGAUAUUCUGUAUUUCAAUUAACUGUCUUGCUCCUUUAGAGGAAAUUCACCUUGCAACAGCUUUUAAAAAAGACAUGUGGUACAUGAAAAGUAAAAAAAAAAUCACCUUCUUGCUGAGAAUUAUGAUGGCUUUACAUUCAUUUUUCAAGCAAUUUCACUGCUGCAGACAAAAAUCCAACGUUGGAAUAAAAUCAUGACGGUUUUACCUCCA
This is a messenger RNA of Epinephelus lanceolatus (giant grouper), 2634 nucleotides long. RefSeq lists its product as uncharacterized. The record is from RefSeq and is a predicted model, not a curated record. Lineage: Eukaryota; Metazoa; Chordata; Actinopteri; Perciformes; Serranidae.